CGUCCCUCCACUUCCACUCAAGAUACACCCUUGCGUACACACACACUGGCAACCGGACAAAAUGAUCCCUCUGCCGCUGGCAUGGACACUGUUGACAGUAUCACUGUGGACAUCAGGUUCGAGCCAGAUCCUGCAACAAGAAACCGUCAACGUUCUUUAUCCUAAAAUCCACAGUACAGAGGUUAUUGAGUGUGACUGCCUUAACAUCUCCUGUGACUCUGUCUACUGGUUCCGCAGUAUCUCCAGCCAGAUCAUACUACAGUACCUAGGCAAAUGCAACAAUGCGGACCGUGCUACUUAUCCGAAUGGUGUGGAAGAAGCACGGUUCAGAUUUAGCAAGAAGAGCACGUCCUUUAUGCUACGUAUCAUCAAUGUGACAGAAGAGGACACAGGGAUUUAUUCAUGUGUUCUCAAGGACAGGAAAAACACAGAAAUGUGGAAGCCUGGGAUUCAUCUUCGGCCGGGAGUGGUCCCUCCAACACCACCUCCUAAGACAAAAAACAAACCACCGGCCAACUCAGUCUGUCGCUGCUCUAAGAAGUCAUCUUCACAGGAUGGCUGCGGCUACCUGAUUCUGUGGCCAUUGGUUGGACUUAUUGCGGCCCUGGCUCUAGCUCUCAUCUGCAUUCUGUACUACUUCAGCCGACUUCCCAAAAAAUGUCGACACCACUUUGUGAAGAAGAGGUAGAUGACCUAAAACUCUGUGUCUAAAGCUUAUUUUCCACUCAAGUGGCUGAAGUGUUUCACUCGAGCCAAUGUCCAGUGGAGUAUGAAGGACAUGAUUCUUCCUGGAGAUCUGCUCUGCCAACAACAUGAAAUGUUUAUGUACUAUGCAGUGUGUGCUCAGUCAGAGAAGAGCUUUAUGUUUUCAGCAGCAGCAAACAUGUAACAUAUUGUGAUAUAUUGACUGGUUUUUGUUAUAUUACAAGAUAGCCCCAGUGCUCCACCAAGUUCUGAGUUUUUUUUUUGUCAAUAGUCAAUAUGCAGAUGACAUUAUCAUUUAUGCAGGUGCUUUUUCGAUUCAGCAUGUUUGUGAUCAGUACCUUUGGUUUAUAGGUUAUUAUUAAAUCAGGACAAAACAGCAGUGUUUUUUUCAGUAAGCCCAAACCUCAUUCACGUAUUUACAUACAAAAAGCACCUCAAAACAGCUGAAUGAAAUAUAGUAUUAGCUCAUUUGCUUUUUGGCGCUCUUCCAUAUUUAUUCGGGUUUUUCUCUUUCACAGUAUUUUUAAGCAUUUUGUUUACACAUCUAUCUUGAAGAAAACAGCCUUGUCAAGUUGAUUUGUUGGUGAGCAUCAAUAAAAUUGUAUAUUUCCAAUCA
Molecule: messenger RNA, 1321 nt
Organism: Micropterus dolomieu (smallmouth bass)
Lineage: Eukaryota; Metazoa; Chordata; Actinopteri; Centrarchiformes; Centrarchidae
Gene: cd8b
Product: cd8 beta
Exons: 7
Coding region: 62-688 (208 amino acids)
Biological process (GO): regulation of immune response
Cellular component (GO): cell surface
Molecular function (GO): coreceptor activity; MHC class I protein binding
Source: RefSeq, a predicted model, not a curated record